CUUUAAUUACCAUUAACAGAAAUUGAGAAGUAAGCAACAUUGAUAAUUGAUAUAUGUAAAUAAUAUACCUACUUGGUACAGCUAGAUAGCUAGGCCGAGUUUUAAUUAUAUGAUUAUUCUUGGUAAAAACUUUGUUUUAUACCUUGGUUUUCAGUCUUUAAAUAGGAAUAGCCGAACAGCCGUAUCUAUUGCAAGCAUAAUCAUUAGCAUUAGCUGAGUAUUAUAUUAAAAUAUGAGUAAAAAAAGCACAAUUACUCUGCUCGAUGGGCAAGAACUGCGGCGUCUGGCAAAGUUGGUUCACUACCAGGAAGUAGAGAACAUUAAAAACCUCCAAUUCAAGUCGGAAGAAGAUCGGUGCAAAUACCUCAAAGAAAGCAAAGCUGGCUACAAAUCCUCAUUGGCGCUUUUGGAUAACGGUGAGAAAAUAAAAAUUGAUUACAAAAAUGAUGAAACUCGAUCUUCCGUUGCUCAUACCAUCUUCUCCGCUAUGGAAAAGACUGUUAACACUUGUCUCCAGUGCUUCCGCAACUACACCAUGCGAAACAGCCUCCUUAAAAAAGUCACCGAAUAUUCCAAAGAUCUCAUCCAUAAACUGCACAACUUGGAUCCACAGGACACUUCAGGUGUUUUAAAACUAUUGGCUGAUGCAAGGGAAUACGAGAAAGCUAUGGUGGAGUAUGCCACCAAGCAGUCAAAUUUUGUUCUUUCCUCUUUCUCCAACUGACUCAAGAGCGAAAACAUGACUUUCGAGAAUUUACUCAUAAGGUUUAAGAAUAAGCUUAACUUUGAAGGGCCUUUCACGAACCUUGAAGAUGCACAAAAGGUGCAGGUAUACGAGGAAAUCUUGGAGGCAUCAGGGAGGGGAAGAGGUCUGUCAAUAGGGUUCGCAAAAGUUGUUGGGGCUCUAGGAGUGGCCGUACUCGUAGUGACGGCAGGCGUAAUGGUAUGGGACGUCUUCACCUCGGAAAACAAGAUUCAUACGGCGGUAAAGGAAGUUGGGGUUUUCGCAGCAUCGUGGGCGGCUGGGGAGCUUGGGACUAUCGUCGGAACGGCCCUGACCGCGGCGGUAGUGGGGGAGGAAGCAGCUGUGCUUGGGGUGAGUAUAGUGGCGGUGGGAGGAAUCAUUGGUAGCCUUGCCGUCGGUGUUAUUAUUGGCUUGUUUGCCGGGUGGCUGAUUGAUUUGCUGUUUAGCACAGGGAAAGAGUCCCACGUCACCAAGCAUACCACCCUAUCUCUACCUUGCUACGUUGCCCCUAUGCCCGAUGGCAAGGCUUUGGCUUAUCACAUUGCUCACAAAAGGUCAGCCUAAGUGAGUACGUACAAGCUAGUCUCUCUCAGCUCUGCCUCAGCCACCCCAUUAAUCUCUCUUUAUAUCUACUAUGUCUAUGUGUGUAUGUAUGCAUGCUAUAUAUUGUGCUGGAUGUCUUAUAUUUAUAUAGUAAUCAGAAUAUUUUAAAAAUGUCAUAUAUUUGGGUAUCGUGAUAUGUAUAAAUUAAGUGAUGGUUAUGAAUAAAUUCAGUUUGGUUCCGCUUA
Molecule: messenger RNA, 1533 nt
Organism: Ziziphus jujuba (common jujube)
Lineage: Eukaryota; Viridiplantae; Streptophyta; Magnoliopsida; Rosales; Rhamnaceae
Exons: 3
Coding region: 740-1309 (189 amino acids)
Source: RefSeq, a predicted model, not a curated record